Messenger RNA from Bradysia coprophila, 2106 nucleotides. RefSeq lists its product as uncharacterized. NCBI's taxonomy places the organism in Eukaryota, Metazoa, Arthropoda, Insecta, Diptera, Sciaridae. The record is from RefSeq and is a predicted model, not a curated record.
GUGGUGGUGGUACUUUUUCGAUUUUGUUAAAAAUCAAACUAGACGAAAAUCUUCCAUUCAGUUAAUAAUAAGUUGUCGGUUAGUUCAAAUUAGCAGAGCAGACCAUCGACAACAUUAAGUGAGAAGUCAGGAACCAUUUAUCGAAAUGGCUGCGCAAACAAUUGCCGUAAUUUCAUUGAUCAGCUUCCUAUCGCUGACAUACGGACAAAAUGAUCAACCAUUCCGAACAAAAGCUAUUGAUGGAAACUCCGGUCUUUAUUUUGAGGAUACUGGCAAAGUGAUUUUCUACAGCCAAGAAUGGAAAAUCGUUUCGAAUGUAAAUCUGACCGAUUACCAUAACGAGCUGAGUAACAUUCGAUAUGUCGUUUACAACAUCAGGAACUACUGUGAGGAGCUGAAGUCAAUUGAAGCGGAGAAAAAUGCUUCGGUAAAAGGCAACGAGGGAUGUGGACCGGCACUGCUUAAAUUAAACUUUUUAAUGGCUGACAUCGACACGAAUGAUAAUCAAUGGUUGGGCAAAGAUAAACGAGCGAAAAGGAAUGCCUUCUCCGACCUGGUGUCAGAUGACUGGCCGAGCGAUCAUUCGACGUUUCUGAAUGAAUUUACAAAUAUGUCCGCACAUGGCGUGGAAACAAGCGCAUCUGCAACUGAACAAACAUCUUACGUCAUGUCGACGUUGAAUUCAGUCCGGAAAUUAUCCAAAAAUAAUGAAUCCAUCGAUGCCUAUAUUGCGAACCAACUGUCCCAGGUCCAUAACACACUUGUUGCCGCACGAAAUGGAACGGUCAAUGCCGUCCGAUUGUUCCAAUUACGAACAACUAUUCCAGACAUAAUAUCGUACCAACUGCUGAUUCUCACCAAUUUCGCAUCAAAGCAGAAGCAAUACCUGAACCUUAUGUCGUUGGUGGGAGUCGCAAAUGCACCAGUUCUGACGAUACUACCCACAUCCAUUCUAUUGAGUGAACUGAAUAACAUUCGGAGCAUUGUCAGCGAAAAAGGUUUGGGCUUUCCUGUACAACUGGCAUCGGAAAAUGUGCAUUUACUCCUUCAUAUCUUAACGCCCGAAAUUUCCCGAUGUGGAGACCAAGUUUUCAUCACUUUUAAGAUUCCAUUGAUUGCGAAACUGACUGGAAACUACUUCACUCUGUUCAAGAUAACAAGUGCACUGAAUAAUGUCAGCGGUACUAUUUACAGCUUUAUUGUCCCCAAUCACGAGGUCAUUGCUAUCGAUGCUCACAAGGAGCAUUACGUCGUGUUAAGUGUCGAUGACUUGAAAAAGUGUCGACAGGUUGGAAAUGGGACUGCAACACUUUGCAAACAAACUUCACCACCAAUGUCCGUUCGUACAUCGACUGAAUGUGAAAUUAUGAUAUUGCUGAAGUACAGAAUACCGAAAUGGUGCGACGAACGGUACAUUCGUAACUACGCGGACAUUUUUAUAAGAGUUAUGCAACCCAACACUUGGCUUGUAACGAUGCCAAAAAGUAGCAAGAUUCGCUACCUGUGUGAAGGAAAGAAAAUCUACGAAACAACGAGUCAAAUAAACGGACUGCUGACCAUCGACUCUAACUGCCAAUUUUUCACCGACGAUGUGGUCAUAGCCGGGGACACCACUUUGCCGAAGAGAUCCGUACGUGAACAUCUAGUUGGCCAUUUCGAAAAAGAACAGCAACUAAACGAAACGUCUGGUUUGGAAAGCAACGAACAUUUCACAUCGAACCAUAUUGCCCAAGUGAUUGGUUUCGGUGAAAGCGAAUAUCUUUUACGCAUAAGCUGCAGCAGAUCUGAUGCGAGAAUUAUGAAAAGUGUAACUGAACUGGAAGAUAAAGUGGCUACACGUUUCGGUCCUGAAAUAUCUUUAGUGAUAGACGCCUUCAUCAUCUGUUGCACGGUUUUAUUUUCGGCUUGCUUUUUAAUUGCUACGUGUAAGGCGAUUGAGGAUUACCGUGCUUGGAAAUUAAAACACCCAUCAACCAUCACUCCCAAACCAUCUGCGCCAGCCGCCACUACCAAAACAUUCAUUUCAACAGCAUGAUAGAACUGUAUGCAGCAAUUUUUAUGCUAAAAAAAUAAAUUAUUUUCGUUGUCUUGAUACAAACAAAUACA